ACGCAAACGAGCAUCAGUUCAGUUCUUUCACAACCGCAACCCCGCAAGUCCAGUACUACUAGACAUACGCAGCGAUCACAAGCCAGUCUCCACUCUUCAAGAGUUCAAGACCAAGAAGGAGGAGGAGAGAUGGCUGGUCCAGCGAAGGCGUCGUGGAUGGUGGCCAUGAGCGUGGGGGCGGUGGAGGCGCUCAAGGACCAGGCCGGACUCUGCCGCUGGAACUACGCGCUCAAGUCCAUCCACCGAGCUGCCAAGGCCAAGGCCAGCGUCGGCGUCUCGCAGUCGCAGAGCACGAAGCAGAGGACGGUCAUAUACGGGAGAGUCCGGCCAGGUCUCGCGGCGGCCCUGGUGGAGAGGCGGCGAGCGGAGAAGGCCGAGGAGGCGCUGAGGACGGUCAUGUACCUCAGCUGCUGGGGACCCAAUUAGUAUUAGUGCUUACUGCUUAGUACUCUCUCCGUUCAAAAAUACUUAUCAUCAAAAUGGAUAAAAAAGAGAUGUAUCUAGAACUAAAAUACAUCUAGAUACAUCCCCUUUAUCCAUUUUGAUCACAAGUAUUUUCGGACACAGGAGGUAGCAUGCAGCCAUAGUCUCGGAUCAGAUUUGGCCGGUUGCCCUGAUCGCUUGUAAAGACACCACGAGUCCACGAUGAUGAUGAUGAAAUUUUUUGGCUA
Messenger RNA from Aegilops tauschii subsp. strangulata, 671 nucleotides. RefSeq lists its product as uncharacterized. NCBI's taxonomy places the organism in Eukaryota, Viridiplantae, Streptophyta, Magnoliopsida, Poales, Poaceae. The record is from RefSeq and is a predicted model, not a curated record.